AUGGUUAUUAUCCCGGCCCGUACGCGAUGCCUCCCCCACCACCCCCACCACCACCACCGCCGUGCUCUUGCGCGCCAUAUCGGUGCGAUGGAAGAUGUAGGUCUGACCGUCGCCGGUCUGACUGUCGCCAGUCUCGACCGCGGCGCAGAGGCCAAUCGCCAUACCGCCAGGAGUCCAGGCGGCGUCGAUCAAGAUCGCCAGAGCCCAGAAGGCCAGGAAACUCGCAGUCGCGGAAUCCAUCUGUCAGUCCUGAAGGCACAAACAUCAUUACAUUCAGUGAUGGUACCCAGCUCCCCCUCAGGGCUAGGCAGGUGCCCAGAAUCCACAUAUAUGAACAGCAGUCUGACGAUGGGACAUCGACGCUGACGUCGAUCAACUCCAAUACCGGCGGAGGCCCUCAUACAAACAUCGUCUCAGUCGAGCAGGAUCCGACGACCGGCCAGCCGGUAGUGGAUCUGGUCUUCAAUGACCCUAAGCUCCGGGAUAUAAACGCCAUCGCAAGCCACCUACAGUCAUUGUCUGAUCAAGGCGCAGUUAGGAUUACAAUGCACGCGUUACAUCGUCGCAAGAACAAGAACGACCCAAAGAGGUUGAUCCCGCCCUGGAUAUCCGAGCCGAUGGGUGGACAAGAUUCUAUCGUGCCACCACCUCCACAGAAUGAGGGUAACUCCGGUACAGAGGUUGACACACGUAGGUCCACAAACGCAACCCAAGCCCCAGGGAACAUACCCCAAGCCCCAGGGAACAUACCCCAAAUCCCAGGGGACACUUCACCUGUCAUGGCAAACCCGCCAGCUCCCCAUUACGGCGUGCUUGAUGAUAUAACGCGUGAUAGUGCAAGAAUGUCGGAUUCAGUCACGACAGAUUCAAAUAUGCCUCAGGAGCAACCAGGUGACGGUAAUCCGGAUCCUCUAAGCGACCUACCUAGAGUUCCACCAGAGCCUAAGGAUUACGUCGAUUAUAGUGACGAUGAAACAAAUGAUCCGAAUUAA
Messenger RNA from Clonostachys solani, 992 nucleotides. The record is from the annotation of a GenBank genome assembly. NCBI's taxonomy places the organism in Eukaryota, Fungi, Ascomycota, Sordariomycetes, Hypocreales, Bionectriaceae.